UGACCCAAUCUGCUGACCGAGAGGUCCUUUACAUUCCGAUCACAUCAAACCUUCCACCUUGCAAAUCAUGGACCAAGGACAAGGAGGUCAAGGUGACCUCAACUGGCGCCUUAGCGCGCACCCGAUCACGCUACUUGUCUUCUUGGGAAUUCGGAUCGGUGCGCUACUGAUGUAUCUAUUUGGUGUACUCUUCAUCGAUGACUUUAUCCUCGUCUUCAUUUUCACCCUUCUCCUCCUCUCUGCGGACUUCUACUACCUCAAAAACAUUGCGGGACGCCGGCUGGUCGGCUUACGUUGGUGGAACGAGGUUGACACCUCCACCGGCGACUCCAAAUGGGUCUUCGAAUCAUCCGACCCUAACGUUCGCACUGUGACAGCCACUGACAAGCGGUUCUUCUGGCUGAGCCUGUACGUCACACCAGCUCUGUGGGUUGGCCUUGCGAUAUUGGCCAUUGUGAGACUUGUGGGAGUUAUUUGGCUCAGUCUAAUUGUUAUUGCACUCAUCUUGACUAUCACGAAUACCAUGGCCUUCUCUCGCUGUGAUAAAUUUGGUCAGGCCUCCACAUAUGCCAACUCGGCUUUGGGUGGUGGUAUUGUGAACAACAUCGCCGGUGGCCUGCUGGGCAGGCUAUUCCGGUAA
Molecule: messenger RNA, 640 nt
Organism: Penicillium mononematosum
Lineage: Eukaryota; Fungi; Ascomycota; Eurotiomycetes; Eurotiales; Aspergillaceae
Product: DUF846 domain-containing protein
Exons: 4
Coding region: 68-640 (190 amino acids)
Biological process (GO): vesicle-mediated transport; protein secretion
Cellular component (GO): Golgi membrane
Source: RefSeq, a predicted model, not a curated record